Molecule: messenger RNA, 807 nt
Organism: Acytostelium subglobosum LB1
Lineage: Eukaryota; Evosea; Eumycetozoa; Acytosteliales; Acytosteliaceae
Exons: 2
Biological process (GO): signal transduction
Molecular function (GO): protein binding
Source: RefSeq, a predicted model, not a curated record
GUUUUGGAAAAAUAUGAUUACGAAUUGAUGAAGGCCGUUGGAAACAAUGAUCUGAAGAAAUUAAGAGAGAUGUUGGAUUGUGGAGUGGACAUUAAUAUGAAGGAGUAUGAUAAGGGUACGACACCUUUGCAUAUUGCAGCGGCACGUGGACAUAAACAGGCGAUAGAGUUGUUGGUGGCGAGAGGCGCCGACAUCAAUGCACAGGACGCGAGAGGCGUCACCCCGCUGCACUCACUCGUGCUCAAUCGUUAUGAUAUGCUGGCGCUGUGGAUGGUGCGCCAGGGCGCCGACAUCUACUUGGGCGACCUCAACAAGUUCUCGCCGUACGAUCUGGCGCUAGGAUGGUUCCAGAAGGAGAUGGUGGCCGCCUCCGAGGGCAAGCCCGUCAUCUGGGAGGAGCUGAACGAGAGGAACAACGCCGUGGCGCAGAUCCUUUCCAAGCCAUCAAAGGACGCGACGCCGCCACCCGUCUCGCCCAACGCCGAGAUGACCGAGGUGGUCAAGAUAUACUACAGAGGUGGCAACUUCAAGAGCAUCAAGAUAUCCUCAGCCGAAACAGCACGUGAGAUCAUCAAGAGGAUGGCAGAGAAGUUCAACAUGUCUGCAUAUGACAAGUGUUUCGACAUCAUGGAGGUUGUCAAGGGAGAGAUUCACUUCUUUGCAGCAGGCGAUUAUAUACUUCCAUCAAAGUACAAGUGGCCAGUGAUCGUUGGAAACACUGGUAAUGAGACACAUGUUCAUUGUCGAUUUGAGAUUGCCAUUAGGAAGAGUGCUCCACAGGCUGCACAUGAGUUGUUCACUCGUGUU